AUGAGAAAGGGACAUCGUAGCAGCAAGUGCCCAUCCGACAAAACCUGCUUUAAGUGCAAACGACGACAUCACAGUCUUAUUCACUUCGAGGAGAAGAAAAAUCCGCCUGUAGAAGAAAGGAAACCGAUGAGUGAAUCCGAAUCUGUCCAGACCAAAAAUACACCAGAGAAAGUAGAUCAACCAGUGCAACUGACUACUGCAUCCUGCUCCAAUGAAUUUUCAAUGCAGUCCGUUCUGCUUCUUACCGCCGUGGUAGAAAUCAUGGACAGACACUACAAGCCCCACCAGUGUAGAAUCUUGUUGGAUAGCGCAUCCCAAGCCAAUCUCAUUUCUCGAUCAAUGAUGAACAAGUUAGGAUUAAAGGAGCUUCCGUCGAAUGUCACCGUGAAGGGUGUAAAUUGUACCAGUACUCAUUCAUCGACUAGCAGCGUGGUAGAGAUCCGAUCCUACUACUCCGACUUCCGAGCCAGCGUUCAAUGCUUAGUGACUGAUAGAGUGACAGCAAGUUUACCCUCGUCAAGCUUCGAUGUCAGCAACUGGAUUCUUCCAGCAGGUGUUAAAUUAGCCGACCCGACUUUCAAUCAAUCUGACGAAAUCGACAUGCUAAUUGGAAGCCAAUGGUUCCUGAAGCUGCUGCUCCCCGGGGAGAUAUCGUUGACUGAAAAUCUCCCAAUCCUCAAGGAGACUCAGUUUGGCUGGGUCAUAGGUGGUAGUUACAUGGGAAAUACGACAUCCGAGAUGGUUAUUUAUUCCCAUUCCGUAACCGUCGACGAUUUGGAUAAGCUGAUUCGUCGAUUCUGGGAGUUAGAAGAAAUUUCCAGUCCAAACCAAAGAUCCAGUGAAGAAAUAGAAUGUGAGCAACAUUUCAUGUCCACCCAUCGACGAGAUGCAUCUGGGAGAUAUGUGGUGCAGCUACCACUCAAAGAGUGUUCCAGCAAGCUUGGUGAUUCCAGAGUUAUGGCACUUCGACGAUUUUACGCUUUAGAAGGAAGGUUGACCAAACAUCCGGAUCUGCAGCGACAAUAUAUCGAAUUUAUGACGGAAUAUGAAGAACUUGGACACUGCAAGGAGGUGUUUGAAUGCCACGAUAAGCCUGAUAUCAACAAGUGGUACCUACCGCAUCAUGCUGUAAUCCGUCCGUCGAAUACCACUACAAAGUGUCGUGUUGUAUUCGAUGCCUCUGCAAAGAUUUCUGGUCUGUCCUUGAAUGACGUCAUGAAAGUAGGUGCUAUUACCCAAAGUGAUUUGCAAUCGAUCGUCUUGCGCUUCCGCAAGCCUCGUUAUGUGAUGACUACGGACGUAGAGAAAAUGUACAGACAGGUGGUUGUGGACAACUGUCACUCUCCUUUGCAACGAGUAUUCUGGCGAAAGGAUUCAUCUGCUCCCAUCCGUGUUUUAGAAUUGACAACCGUCACCUACGGUACUUCUUGUGCUCCUUUCCUAGCAACUAGAGCACUCAACCAACUUGCCAUCGACGAGAAAGAAAAAUUCCCAAUGGCAUCUGAAGUAGUCGAAAGGAGCUUUUACGUCGACAAUGCUCUGUUUGGCUAUGAUGAAAUAUCUCAAGCAUACGAAGCCCAAAUACAGUUGAUUCAAUUGCUCAAGGCGGGUGGGUUCCACUUGCAUAAAUGGUCAUCGAAUAGUUUGGAGCUGUUACGUGCCAUUCCUGAAGCGGACCGAGAGCAGCUGGUCAGCUUUGCACAAUCGGGAGCGAAUGAAGUAAUAAGCAUGCUGGGAUUGAUGUGGGACCCUACGACUGACGAAUUGCUAUUCGUGUCUAUGCCCUCCUGUGACAUCACGAUACCAACCAAACGACAAGUCCUAUCGCUUAUUGCUAGAAUGUUUGACCCCUUAGGAUUGGUGUCUCCAGUGGUUGUCAUAGGAAAAAUUGUGAUGCAGCUAACCUGGAAGGAAGACAUCGAUUGGGAUGAACAGAUCAAGGGAGAGCUACUUCAAGAAUGGGGACAUUUCCUUGCAGCGAUAGUCGGAAUCAAUUUACUGCGGCGUUGGGUGCUUGUGUUUAUAUCCGAUCUGUGGUUUGUGGUGAAGAGGCAAUUGUUCGUCUUCUGUGUGGAAAGUCCAAGGUAG
Molecule: messenger RNA, 2088 nt
Organism: Malaya genurostris
Lineage: Eukaryota; Metazoa; Arthropoda; Insecta; Diptera; Culicidae
Exons: 2
Coding region: 1-2088 (695 amino acids)
Source: RefSeq, a predicted model, not a curated record